CUUAAUGCACACACACAGGCAAGCUUUGACGUGAGCAGAGAUCAUAUACACGGCGAGAGGCGAGAUACGAGACGAUAUCGACGGGUCGAGUCGUGUCAAGCGAGCAAACGCUGUCAUUUGGUGGUGUUUCGCUUGACCCGUCGUACGCGAGUGAGGUUUUGUAGAGUUCACGCUCGCCGAGAACGCGUUUUAAUUGAAAAUCGGCGAAAAUGGCGGAUACCACCGUAGACGCUACGCGACGCCUGAACGUGAAAAAACAAACGCUGGACGACGCUUAUGCAGCGCCCGCGAACUUCCUCGAAAUUGACGUGAUUAAUCCGAUCACACACGGCGUGAGCAAGAAACGGUACACCGAUUACGAGGUUCGCAUGAGGACAAAUCUGCCAGUCUUUAAAGUAAAGGACUCGACUGUGAGAAGACGAUACAGUGAUUUUGAAUGGCUCAGGAAUGAACUAGAAAGAGAUAGUAAGAUCGUGGUGCCACCUUUGCCAGGGAAAGCAUGGAAACGUCAAAUGCCUUUUCGCGGGGAUGACGGUAUAUUCGAGGAAGAUUUUAUCGAAGAUCGAAGAAAAGGCUUGGAACUCUUUGUCAACAAAAUAGCGGGACACCCACUGGCGCAAAAUGAACGAUGUUUACACAUGUUUCUCCAGGAACCCGUAAUAGACAAGAACUACGUACCUGGCAAAAUACGUAAUACAUAAGUCGCUGUAAAAAUGUUCGCAACUACCUUUUCCACCGAGCCUUCUACAUUCGAGAUCACGUUUUCAUCAUGUCUUUUGGCAUUUUAUUUGGAAGUCACGAACGUUCCUCUAUAUUUUUGCAAUAGUUAAGCUUCCAGCGCUGCGAUAUCGGGUCGCAGGGUGCUUAUUCGAAAGGCAAAACUUUUUAGUUUAUUAUUUAAACGCGCUACUCUAUUGCGCGGAAAUUAUAGCUUCAAACAUCUUUAUAAAGAUACAAAUAUAUAGUAUAUAAAUCGACAAAAUCAUUCGUACUCGUUAGUAGGUUGAUUCUGUCCACUGUUAUCAUGAUACUGUUUGUAACAAAGGAUAUAAGUAAAAUAAAAAAAAAUUUAAAAGAUAA
This is a messenger RNA of Ooceraea biroi (clonal raider ant), 1080 nucleotides long. RefSeq names its product sorting nexin 3 (gene Snx3). Gene Ontology annotation, cellular component: early endosome membrane; retromer complex. Gene Ontology annotation, biological process: endocytic recycling; late endosome to Golgi transport. The record is from RefSeq and is a predicted model, not a curated record. NCBI's taxonomy places the organism in Eukaryota, Metazoa, Arthropoda, Insecta, Hymenoptera, Formicidae. Gene Ontology annotation, molecular function: phosphatidylinositol-3-phosphate binding.